Bipolaris victoriae FI3 is the source of this 390-nucleotide messenger RNA. RefSeq lists its product as hypothetical. Lineage: Eukaryota; Fungi; Ascomycota; Dothideomycetes; Pleosporales; Pleosporaceae. The transcript has a single exon. The record is from RefSeq and is a predicted model, not a curated record. Bases 1 to 390 code for a protein of 129 amino acids.
AUGGCGCAGAACAGCAAAGCACAAUGGGUGCCCUCUCCCGUGCGGCCCGGAUGGAUAGACACAGAACCGGAACCCCUUGCAGAGACACUCCAAGCAGAAGCGACAAAGCUCAGAAACAAACUCCAGGCGCUUGAGACAAGACACCAACUUCUUUGCAACAUCCUAGUGGAUUUUGUGAAAGAUGCAGAAAUUUAUGGCCUAAAUGAUGCCUCAGGCUUGCCUCUUGUUCAAAAUCCAGAGGAGAUUGAUUCAUUGAAGAGUCUGCAGAGAUGGAUAUCCCAAUGGAGGGAUGCGAUUGCUGUCUUUAUCGAUGCACCGCGUGGCGACAACCACGUCCCAGAAACCGAGAGCACUGCCCCGACCCCCUUCGAGUUUCCCAGCUCCACCUAA